This is a messenger RNA of Pogoniulus pusillus (Red-fronted tinkerbird), 2193 nucleotides long. RefSeq names its product cystathionine beta-synthase-like. The transcript is spliced from 17 exons. The record is from RefSeq and is a predicted model, not a curated record. Gene Ontology annotation, molecular function: cystathionine beta-synthase activity. Lineage: Eukaryota; Metazoa; Chordata; Aves; Piciformes; Lybiidae. Gene Ontology annotation, cellular component: cytoplasm. Bases 16 to 1710 code for a protein of 564 amino acids.
GAGAGCAGAAAGAGGAUGGCAGAAAUGGAGCCUACCAAAAUGUGCCUGCUCAUGAACAGCAGUUGCAUGGGAAGUGAGGAAAGUGAAGCUGCCAGCACGUGGAUUCUUCCCAACUUGCCCAGUCAGUGCACGUGGACUCCUGCCAUGCCAGCUGCCAUGUCUCCACACUCCUGUGUAGCCUUGCCAAAAGAAACAAGGAUUUUGCCCAACAUCCUGAGGAAAAUUGGCUCCACCCCAAUAGUGCGAAUCAACAAGAUUGGGAAGUCCUACGGGCUCAAGUGUGAGCUCUUGGCAAAAUGUGAGUACUUCAAUGCAGGGGGCAGUGUGAAGGACCGCAUCGGCCUGAGGAUGGUGGAAGAUGCAGAGAAAGCUGGCAUUAUAAAGCCAGGAGACACGCUGAUUGAACCCACUUCAGGAAACACAGGAAUCGGUCUGGCACUGGUAGCUGCAGUGAAAGGUUACCGCUGCAUCAUCGUCUUACCGGAGAACAUGAGCAAGGAGAAGGUUGACAUUCUGAGGGCUCUGGGUGCUGAAAUUGUGAAGACCCCAUGCACCCGCUUCGAUGCCCCCGAGUCCAACAUCCGCGUUGCCUGGAAGCUGAAAAGCGAAAUCCCAAACUCCCACAUCCUGGACCAGUACCGAAAUCCAAGCAACCCCCUGGCUCAUUACGACACCACAGCUGAGGAGAUCCUGGAGCAGUGUGAAGGCAAAGUCCACAUGGUGGUGAUUGGGUCUGGCACAGGAGGCACUGUUACUGGCAUUGGAAGGAAGCUGAAGGAGAAGUGCCCAGAGUGCAAGAUCAUUGGUGUAGAUCCUGACGGCUCCAUCGUGGCUGUGCCCAGUGAGCUGAACAGAACAGACACUACAGCCAGUGAGGUGGAGGGCAUUGGACAUGACUUUAUCCCUACUGUCCUUGACAGAUCAGUGAUUGAUCAGUGGUAUAAAUGCAACGACAAAGAUUCGUUUCUCAUGUCUCGCAGACUGAUCAGAGAGGAAGGAUUGUUGUGUGGGGGCAGCUCUGGCAGUGCCAUGUCUGCUGCUGUGCGGGCUGCCAAGGACCUGAAGGAAGGCCAGCGCUGUGUUGUUAUCCUGCCUGACUCUGUCAGAAACUACAUAUCCAAAUUUGUGAAUGACAACUGGAUGAUAAAAAAUGGUUUCCUAAGCGACAUCCAGGAGCACAAGCCUUGGUGGUGGAACAUCAAGGUGCAGAAACUGAAUAUCUCAGCCCCUUUCAUGCUCCUGCCAGAUGUCAGCUGUCAAAAGGCAAUCGAGAUCCUUCAGGAGAAGGGAUAUGACCAAGCUCCUGUGGUUUCUGAAUCAGGCCUUAUUUUGGGUAUGGUGACCCUCAACAAUACUCUCACCUCCAUUCUGGCUGGAAGUGCACAGUUCUCGGACCCUGUUACGAAGGUUGUCUACAACCAGUACUCAAAGAUUGGCCUGGAGAACAGCCUUGGGAAGCUUUCUUGCAUCCUGGAGAAUGAUCAUUUUGCUGUCGUGGUUCAUGAGCAAACACACUUCGAUGGAAAUGGCGUUUCCCUGAAGAAGCAGAUGGUGUUUGGUGUGGUGACAGCAAUGGACCUCCUCACCUUUGUCAGUAGAGAUGACAGGAGGGAGCACAGCAGCUUUGCUGCAUCCACCUCCGCUCCUCCGGCAGGGCCAGCUGCAACCCCUACACCUGAACCACCUGGCCAAGAGUGUUCCCAGGACUAACCCAGCUGAUAGUUUCUCAAAAUGACUAGGAGCUAAUAAUGAAGGUCAGAAGAGCCAUUUGCCAUGGCUGUAAAGACCAUAAAUGAAAGUACCUGUGAAAGCAGAGCUGAAGAACCAAACUACGAAGUGCCUUGAAACCUGUCUUGAGGCAGCUGCUCUCUAAAGAUGCAAAGAGCUUUGCAACCUUCCCGUAAGUCUCAGGAGCUGCUCCAAGGGGACAAGAACCAAUUCUGAUUUUGGCUUGCUGCUAAAAUCAGCAAUCACUCUAAUCUUGUUUUUGGCUUGCUGCUAAAAUCAGCAAUCACUCUGAUCUUGUUUGUAUGAGACUUCUAUUAAAUUAUAGGUUGGUGAAGUAUUUUUAUUUGGGAAAAGCAUCUCUGCUGUCUUUUGUUGCUGGAGUGACACAAGCUAUAUAAGAUCUGUGAAUUUUUGCUUAAGUAAUAACCAUAUUUAUCCUGAAAAAGUAAAAACUGGUUAGCUCAA